Messenger RNA from Amphimedon queenslandica, 2843 nucleotides. RefSeq names its product vacuolar protein sorting-associated protein 11 homolog. Gene Ontology annotation, molecular function: protein binding; protein-macromolecule adaptor activity. The transcript has 27 exons. The record is from RefSeq and is a predicted model, not a curated record. Bases 21 to 2729 code for a protein of 902 amino acids. Gene Ontology annotation, cellular component: endosome; HOPS complex. Lineage: Eukaryota; Metazoa; Porifera; Demospongiae; Haplosclerida; Niphatidae. Gene Ontology annotation, biological process: organelle fusion; intracellular protein transport; endosome organization.
CUAGCCACACCUCUUUCAAGAUGUCGUGGAAAACUUUCAAGUUUUUCGAAUACGAAGAAGUGAAGGAUCCAGAGACGAAUGAACCUCUGAACAAGCUAAAGGACUUGGGGAUCACUUGCUGUUCCUGUGGGCGUGGCCUCAUGAUAUUUGGAGAUUCAUCGGGAGGGUUCCACAUCAUGUCCAGUAUCACUGACAUGUUGUUCUGUCACGCGUACGCUCUUCGUGUCCAACACAUUUACCAGCUCAAGUCUCGUAACGUGUUCCUCACCGUCGGAGACGAUGAAGACUUUUGUCCGCUCAUUCGUGUGUGGAACCUGGACAAGCGUGAUAAGCAAGGUUUUCCUACAUGUACGAGGACAAUAAAGGCAGCUAUUUAUGACGGAGGGAUUGAGAAAAGAAGACCAGCUGUUAUGUGUAUCUGUGCUCAUGAGAAUACUAACCUCAUUGCUAUUGGUUUCAAAGAUGGUACAGUGACUACCGUACGUGGGAACAUUAUGAGAGACAGACAGUCGAGACAGAAGAUUGUACAUGAGGAACCUGAACCUGGAACAUAUGUAACUGGAUUGGCAUUUCGUCAGCUAGGUAAUAUUCCUGUUUUAAUGAUUGCGACAAACAGAGCUGUUUACUCUUGUUUCAUGGACGACAAGAAUACCAAAUAUCACAUUGGUACGUUUGGUUGUGAGCUAAACUGCUGUGCUCUGACAGACCACACCCAGGACUAUAAGUUUGUUAUUGGGACCACAGAACUGGUUCAGUUCUUCACCGUUGACCUCCCUGCCCAAUGCAAGGCUUUUGAAGGUGACAAGUUUUUGCUGAGGUGGUAUAGAGGCUACCUCAUUACAGCUACAGAGGGCGGUAGGAUGGGCGGGGCUAGAGGAGGAGGAGGAGGAAAGGAAACUAAAACACUGACCAUAUACGACAUGCAAAACCAGUUCAUAGCCUACCAGACCACAUUCAAUACUCGUAUUGUUGAUGUGUUGAGUGAGUGGGGGUCACUCUAUGUACUGCUGAAGGAUGGGAGGCUGAUCAGACUGGACGAACUGGACACUAAAACUAAACUGGAGACAUUGUUUAAGAAGAACCUUUAUGAUACAGCCAUUAGCUUAGCACGCAGUCAGUCCUAUAGUGAUGGUCUUGUUGAGAUAUUCACACAAUAUGGUGACCACCUGUACAGUAAGGGAGAUUACGACGGAGCCAUCACACAAUAUAAACUGACAAUCGGUACACUGGAGCCGUCCUAUGUCAUAAGAAAGUUUUUGGAUGCUCAAAGGAUUUUCAAUUUGACAGACUAUUUAAAGGAGCUCCAUGACAAGAGACAGGCUAACGCUGAUCAUACCACCCUCCUCCUCAACUGCUACACGAAACUCAAGAACGAGGAGCAACUCAGUGCCUUCGUUAGCGAGGAGCAGGCUCCGUUUGAUGUUGAGGCUGCUAUUAAGGUUUGCCGUCAGGCUGGCUACCCUGAGCACGCCCUCACCCUCUCCAAAAGAUUCUCCAACCACGACUGGUAUCUUUUAAUUGUCUUGGAAGACCUCCAUAGGCACAAUGCUGCACUUCAAUAUGUCCGCUCUCUUCCAUUUGCAGCUGCUGUUCCUAACAUGAUCAAAUAUGGGCGGAGUCUCAUUAAAGAGUUGCCAAUGGAAACAACAGAUUUAUUAAUAAUGCUUUGCACUGAUUGGCCAGUUGACCGAGAUCACGUGACUCAAGCCCAGCCUUUGCCCGGGGCCAUACAACCUUCACCUGCUCCAAAGUUUUGUGCUGACCCAGCGAAAUUCAUAUCAAUUUUUGUUGAUAAGAAGAAACACUUGAUGCUUUUCCUUGCAGAAAUAAUAAGAAUUCGUGACUACUGGAAGAGUAGUGUGGUCUGCAAUACUUUACUUGAGCUGUAUCUUAAAGGAAUCACAAGCAAGGAGGAGAGAGGAGAGAAAGAAAUGAAAGCUUUGGAUCUCUUGAAGAACCCUCUUGCCGAGUAUGACACUGAUCACGCUCUCAUGCUGGCAAGGACUUGUAAUUUCCAGGACGGGAUCCUUUACCUUUAUCAGAAGACAGGACUAUAUCGUGAAAUCAUCACUUAUUAUAUUGAUAAUAAUAAUAUUGAUAUGAUCAUGGACUCAUGCAAGCGAUUCAGUAAUCAAGAACCCACCGUGUGGAUACAGGCCCUCAUAUACUGUGCCUCUCAUGAAGAUUGUAAGGAUCGUAUUUCUGAAGUACUCAGACACAUUGAGGAACAGCACCUGCUCCAGCCACUGGUCGUAGUACAGCUGCUGGCCAGUAACAGAUACGCCACAUUGGCUGAUAUUAAGGACUACAUUGUGCGUCAUUUAGAAGAACAAAACGAGUCAAUUGCGAAGAGUGAAGGCCAGAUCAAAGAGUACGGAGAAAGCACCAAUCAGAUGAAAGACGAGAUCAGCCUAUUGCAAAGAAAGGCGAGAGUGUAUCAGGUUCGUAAGUGUAACCAGUGUAACCGAGGUCUUACACUACCAGCUGUUCACUUCUUAUGCCAGCACUCUUAUCAUCAAACUUGCCUUGAGGACGAAUACGAGAAUGAGUGUCCGACUUGUGCCAGAGAGAAUAGAAAAGUACUGGAUAUUAUUCAAAGACAAGAACAAUCAACAGAUUUACAUGAAACAUUUCAUGCACAACUUGGUCGGGCUCCCGAUGGUUUUUCUGUAGUAGCUGAUUAUUUCGGGCGAGGAGUUUUCUCUGACGCAAUGAAGCAAGUAAGAUAGAUGAAGCUAUCUCUGUUUUCAUGGCUUUCUCUGUAUAAACAUUGAAACAGACAGUGUUUGUAUGUGUGUGUGUGUGUUUGUAUUGGCUUAUGAAAGUCCCUCUAUAUAAUCCAA